Messenger RNA from Acanthosepion pharaonis, 1875 nucleotides. Lineage: Eukaryota; Metazoa; Mollusca; Cephalopoda; Sepiida; Sepiidae. The record is from the annotation of a GenBank genome assembly.
AUGCACUAUAGAUUUGUCUGUUUACCCUCUUUCUUUCUUUCUUUCUUUCUUUCUUUCUUUCUUUAUCUAUCUCAGUCUAUUCAUAUCUAUCUAUUUAGUCCAUUCAUAUCUAUCUAUCACAUUUUUAAACAAGUCAAUCAAAUUCAAGCACAACCAAACAAAAAAAAAAACUAUCGGCCGCCGUCCGCAUGUCGUUGUUAUCAUUCCAUUGCAUUAAAGUUUAAAACUGAAAAACGAGAAAAAUGUCACGGAAUUGUUUUCGAUUGCCAUUUCAAAUUUCAAAGUCAUGGCUUCAUUUUCAUGCUUCACAACCUCAGUGUGCAUCCGUCUGUCGAUGUACCCGACACCUCAUUUGCUUCUUUCAUGCUUAGCAAAUAUGAAAAGCACAAAAACUUAAUAGCAAUUGAAAAUGGUAUCACUGGUGAAACAUACACUUAUGAUCAGGUGAUUACUAAAACUUUAAAAACGGCCAGUGCCUUAAAGAAAGCUGGUUAUAAAGCUGGAGACACAGUUGCUAUUUUCAUUCGAAACAGUCCAGAAUAUUUGGUCAUCAUUCUUGCAGCAUCGGCUCUUGGUCUUGUCAUAUCAACUGUCAACUCUAGUUAUACUUCAUUUGAGCUUUGCCGUCAACUGUUGGACUCUAAAUCUUCUGCAAUAUUCACCAACCCAGAUUUGGUUCCUCUGGUCAAAGAAGCUUUGGCUACAAGCAGUAAAAUAAAUAUCAAAGAUAUAUUUGUACUUGGGAAUCAUCAUGGUUGCCGUCCACUGUCUUCACUUAUGGAGGACGAUGGAAGUGCCUUUACAGAAUUAGCUCCUUGCAACAGUAAAGAGGAUACAAUGGUGUUACCUUAUUCAAGUGGGACAACUGGGAUGCCCAAAGGAGUGAUGUUAACCCAUCAUAAUAUUAUAUCCAAUAUUAUACAACUGAAUAUUUUUCCAAUUGAUGAAAAAGAAAGGUUGCUGGGGAUUCUUCCAUUCUAUCAUAUUUAUGGAAUGGUAGUAGUCCUUUUUUACAAUACAUUAUAUGGUGCCCACAUUGUUACUUUGCCAAAAUUUGAACCUGAGGGAUUCCUUUCAACACUUCAAAACAAAAAAAUACAAAUGGCUCAUCUUGUUCCACCUCUUAUUUUGUUCCUAACAAAGCAUCCCAUGGUUGAAGAUUAUAAUCUAUGUUUACGGCAAAUUUUGUCAGGGGCUGCUCCUCUUGGCAAGGACCUUUGUAUAGAAUGUACAGAAAGGCUUGGCAUUAAUAGUAUAGUCCAGGGUUAUGGGUUAACAGAAACAAGUCCAGUUGUUCUUUUAGAUUUACCACCAGUAAAGUACAGUUCAGUUGGAACUCUCAUUGGAAAUACAGAGAGUAAAAUAGUUGACACAAAAACUGGUCAAAUAUUAGGACCGAUGGAAUCAGGGGAGUUGUGUAUUCGAGGACCGCAAGUAAUGAAGGGCUACUUAAACAAACCAGAGGCUACUGCUGAAAUGAUAAAAGAUGGUUGGUUGCACACAGGUGAUAUUGCCCAUUAUGAUGAAAAUGGUUACUUCUACAUCACAGAACGAUUGAAGGAACUCAUCAAAUAUAAAGGUUUCCAGGUGCCCCCAGCAGAGUUGGAAUCUGUCAUUCUUACUCAUUCUGAUGUACAAGACUGUGCCGUCAUUGGAAUUCCUGAUGAAUUAGCUGGAGAGGUGCCACGAGGAUAUGUUGUUCUCAAAAAAGACAAAAAUGUGAAAGAGAAUGACAUUGCCAAAUAUAUUGAAAAUAAAGUUGCUCCCCACAAAAAACUUCGAGGAGGUGUGGAAUUUGUGAGUGAAAUCCCUAAAAGUGCCGCUGGAAAGAUUCUGCGCCGAGUGUUGAAGGAUAAAUAUUUAUCUGGGAAAUGA